Puccinia graminis f. sp. tritici CRL 75-36-700-3 is the source of this 361-nucleotide messenger RNA. RefSeq lists its product as uncharacterized. The transcript is spliced from 6 exons. The record is from RefSeq and is a predicted model, not a curated record. Gene Ontology annotation, cellular component: Swi5-Sfr1 complex; Swi5-Swi2 complex. NCBI's taxonomy places the organism in Eukaryota, Fungi, Basidiomycota, Pucciniomycetes, Pucciniales, Pucciniaceae. Gene Ontology annotation, biological process: meiotic DNA recombinase assembly involved in reciprocal meiotic recombination; double-strand break repair via homologous recombination; meiotic joint molecule formation. The coding region runs from base 74 to 361 and encodes 95 amino acids.
UAAAGAAGGAUUUAGGGGAACUUGACGAAGUCUACAACAUCAACAUCUCUGAAUCAACAGCUGGACCAUCCCAAUGGGGGAGACAGCAGGCAUCCAAGACGGUCAGCAAGGACCAAGCGAUGGUGAUGGCCCGACUCUUUUGCGAAGAAUCCAAGAAUUGAAAGAAGCGAUUGAGCACCAAUCGCAGAUGGGGAUGACGGACCAACGGGCAAAGCAACUGACAGCCAGUCAUAUUGCUGCCUUGGACAAGUACAAUACUUGCAAAGAACAUACUCAAAGCCUUAUGAAGGCUAUUGCGUCCGUCGAGGGGAAAACUUUGACCGAAGUCUUCGAGCGAUUUGGGUUGGACUCUUCUGAUUGA